Molecule: messenger RNA, 984 nt
Organism: Orbilia oligospora ATCC 24927
Lineage: Eukaryota; Fungi; Ascomycota; Orbiliomycetes; Orbiliales; Orbiliaceae
Exons: 1
Coding region: 1-984 (327 amino acids)
Source: RefSeq, a predicted model, not a curated record
AUGACACAAAAAUGCAUUGACGACUACUCCACAGUGGAUUUGAUCAUUGAUAAUCAAAAAACCAUUUUUAAUCCGAAGAAAUAUUCCUACGAACCACCACGACAAGUCGAUGAUAUCCACGUCCAAUCCGUUCACCAGGGUAAAGACAGCCGUCUACGCCAAACCUAUGGCACAACACAAUCAAUCAAAAUCCCAUCAUGGCUUUAUCAAAAACACGAAAUAAUCCCAGACUUAAUCCGCGAACUCCAAUUUUGUUACACUAUUAUGCCUUGUCAUGGCACACUGGAAGAUCAUGUCAACCUCUUCUUGAAAGCGAUUUGGGGGCCAAGUACUAUUGUCCCCGGUACCAAAGAGCAUGAAUCCUUUAACACCAUCAGACAACUUGUUACGAGGUAUAUACGGGGCCGAGAUUGUGACCACACAGGACUCGAAAUGAAAUUGAUGAAGUUGAUAUUACACUGUGAUAUGAUUAUUAGAAACGAAAGGAGGAAGUGGAGAGCAGAGAACAAGGAUGCUGUGAUGUGGAGUAUUUGUGAAGAUGGAGGGACAUCUUAUGUUAGUGACCAAGCUUCAAAACUGCUGAAUCCUAACAAAAGGAUGGAAUCGAGGAACAGAGAUGCGGACGAGGUUCUCUAUAGACUCGGAUGGGAGAAAAACCCUGGGAAUUGGGGAUCAGUGAGAUACAAGGCCCAUGAACCUUUGCACACGCAGGUUUUGAGGUUGAUGUCGGAGCAGUAUGGCGAGAAGGGUGGAAAGGAAGCAACGAACGGAAAUAAAGGUGAAUUUGUACAGAAGGAGAAGGAGAAAGAAAAUACGGAAGUAAUGAAGAGAGUUCAGACUGUUUUUGAAGUUAAACUGCUUCAUGGUGCAGAUAAGGUGGGGGACGGGGAAGAGGAAAAUAAAGCUAAGAAGGAGGGCAAAGGGAAGUCGGUUACCAGAAGGAUUGGCGUGGGGAUUCUGAGGUUCAUGAAGAUUAAGAAGUAA